Molecule: messenger RNA, 661 nt
Organism: Schistocerca serialis cubense
Lineage: Eukaryota; Metazoa; Arthropoda; Insecta; Orthoptera; Acrididae
Exons: 4
Coding region: 65-661 (198 amino acids)
Source: RefSeq, a predicted model, not a curated record
GAGGCAGCCUGCCGCCGACAGCGUCACAGUUGCGUUACGUCACGUCACGUGCACACCGGCAGACAUGGGCGACGCGCAUGCGCCCGCUCGCUUCAAGAGGUGCGCCUCGGAGCCGAGCUUGCACGCGGACGAGAAGCGUCCGCGGUCUUGUGGCUGGCCGGCGCCGCCGCCCCCCUCCUCUCGCAGCUCAGAGGAGCUGUCUGCGGACCACGACUGCAGCCGCAGCUGCGCGUCGCACCUGGCGCCGCAGCUGCAGACAGGUGGCGCGCUACCCGCACAGGAGGACCCCCGCGACCUGCUGCAGAUGACGCUGGACCAGAUCUGCGAGCUGCAGAGGUCUCUGCAGUCGCCCCACGCCGACGCCCACGCCUCCGAUUACGAGGCUGAUGAUGACAGCGAUGGCGAGGGCACAGACAGCGGCGACGAAUGCGGGGGUGCGUGGGACAGGCAGGUGGUGCUGGCUGGCUUCGAGCUGUGCUCCAAGGAGGCGCUGAGGUUCCUGGUGGAGGAGGAGCGCCUGGGAGCAGGCCACCCCGCCGUCAGGACACUGUCGGAGCACCUGAGCGCGCGCUCCCAUCAGCUCGACUGCCGGCGCGUCCUGCUCGACUACCUGCGCCGCCGCGACACUGGCGCCGACGCCGAUGGCGCCUACCUCUCAUGA